Fulvia fulva is the source of this 381-nucleotide messenger RNA. RefSeq names its product putative amino-acid permease. Bases 1 to 381 code for a protein of 126 amino acids. The transcript is spliced from 2 exons. NCBI's taxonomy places the organism in Eukaryota, Fungi, Ascomycota, Dothideomycetes, Mycosphaerellales, Mycosphaerellaceae. The record is from RefSeq and is a predicted model, not a curated record.
AUGCCCAUCAACCUCAUCGGCUUGGGAUCUCACACCGCCAUCCUCGGCGUCUUCAACGUCACCGCCAUCGCGUUGGAUUGGAGUUACUGCAUUCCAAUAGGAUGCCGUUCACUCUUUGGCAAGUUCCAGCCGGGGCCGUGGAAUCUGGACAAGGCGGGACCGUUUAUGAACUACGACAUCGUGGACCUAGCCGGCAUCCUCGCCUUCGCGGCGCUCCACUGGUUCAAGGGAGGACGCAAGUUCUACACUGGGCCGGUUGUGGAAGCUGACAUCAACGAGGACCCCUCUCGAGGCGGUCGUAGUAGUGAUGAUGAGCUGAUGAAGAAUGAGGAGAUGCGUUCGCAGAGUGGAGAUAAGGGACAUGCAGUGGUGACAAAGUGA